This is a messenger RNA of Schistosoma margrebowiei, 1195 nucleotides long. NCBI's taxonomy places the organism in Eukaryota, Metazoa, Platyhelminthes, Trematoda, Strigeidida, Schistosomatidae. The record is from the annotation of a GenBank genome assembly.
AUGAUUCGGUCAGAACGCAAUGACAUUUUGCUGGUCCUACAAAAACUUUGGUUGCUACAAGCACAUAUAGAUCGUGAAUGUCACAACUGGUUUACAACAAUACCUAAUUCUGUAUUUGAAUUGACGUCACUCAAAUCAAUCAGCAUGUAUAGCAAUCAACUUCAAUCUAUUCCAAAACGUUUGGUUAAUCUUGAAUACAUAAAUUUCAAUCAUAAUUGCAUUAAUGCACUAAAUGACUCAAUAUCCAAUUUAGCCCAUUUGAAAUACUUGUCGAGUUCUCAUAAUAAAUUGACGACACUACCAGAGUCAAUGUGUUCAAUGCUCAACAAAUUAGAAUAUUUAAAUCUAGGUUAUAAUCAUAUUUUGACAUUGCCAUUUAAUUUUGGUCUACUACAAAAUAUGAAAACACUUCUUUUACAUAAGAACUUUUUAACACGAUUACCUGAGACAUUCGGGCAACUGAAAUCACUAACAGUUUUAGACUUGGCUGGUAAUAACUUACAACUUUUACCAUCCAACUUUACACAGUUGAAAUUAAAGGAAUUCUACGCUGAAGCUAAUCCAUUCACACGAAACGCUUUAUUUACUUCAACGUAUAAAGAAAAUGUUUUAACAUUGAAAGAAAUUGCCUUACGAAAAUUAUCCCGUUUAGGAUUUAUUGAUAUUGGUGUUAGCAAUCCUUGGUUAGAAAGUAUUAUAGGACCAAAACAAUGGCAAACAGCUGGAUUUUGUGCUCUAUGUAAAAAUCCAUUUGUAACUUGGUGGUUAGAAAGUGUCCGAUUUAUCAAUCGUAAAGAAUUAAUUAUCUCUAAAAAAUCUCAGUUGAACAAAGCAUCUCCAGAAGUAUUAUAUCCGUUAAGGACUUUAUUUUGCAGUUAUCACUGCUUAAAUUCAAGUAAAAAUUGUUACGAAUUAAGUGUUGGUUAAUGUUUCGUCGUAACGAAUUUACUCCUAGUGAUGACGAAGAAAAUUUCAAGCUCAGAAGGAAGAUUUAGUGUCAUGUGUACAAUUGAACUGGAUGCUUUAUUCAUGAAGUAUUCACUGCCUUCCUAGGCAAUAUCAUCAUUAAAUUCUUCUAUAAUAUGUAACUUGUUUCAAAAGUAUAUGCUGAUGUUAUUGUCCAGAAAGACACUGAAAACUUCAUAACUAAAUCAUACAACUCAUUGAACACAACACUUUCAAAUUAAUGUCAGUG